Messenger RNA from Alternaria incomplexa, 1599 nucleotides. RefSeq lists its product as uncharacterized. The transcript is spliced from 3 exons. Gene Ontology annotation, molecular function: carbohydrate:proton symporter activity. Bases 1 to 1599 code for a protein of 532 amino acids. Gene Ontology annotation, biological process: transmembrane transport; carbohydrate transport. NCBI's taxonomy places the organism in Eukaryota, Fungi, Ascomycota, Dothideomycetes, Pleosporales, Pleosporaceae. Gene Ontology annotation, cellular component: membrane. The record is from RefSeq and is a predicted model, not a curated record.
AUGGUAUCCUUCCGCCCACCCAAGACCACGCAGAGCGCUGUGCCCCUCAAACCGCCGAAAGGGCACUUCUUCUUCGCUGGCCGUGCCUAUCCAAGAGUCGCAUGGUGGAAGCGAGCCAACCUCCGCAGACUCUACAUCUACAUUGUCGUUCUCAUCUUAACGAAUACCGCCAAUGGCUUCGACGGAUCCAUGAUGAAUGGUCUUCAGUCUCUGACUUACUGGCAAGACUACUUCGGUGAGCCUCGCGGGGCUAUGCUCGGCUUCUUCAACUCAUCCAUGUCCCUCGGCUCACUCAUCGGUCUCUUCUUCACCCCCUACCUCAUUGAUUGGAAGGGUAGGAAGAUUGGUGUGGCGAUUGGCUGCGUUAUCAUGUUGAUCGCUGUUGCCAUCCAGACUGGAGCGCAGAACAUCGGCAUGUUCAUUGCUGCCAGACUCAUCCUGGGUUUCGGAGACACCAUCGUUCUUGGAUCCGCGCCGUUGUUGAUCGCAGAGAUCGCUCAUCCACAGGAUCGUGCUAUCUUGGUUACACUCUCUGGUGCGAGCUACCACUCUGGAGCCUUCAUCGCAUCCUGGGUGACAUACGGAACGCUCCAGCUAAAGAGCGACUGGUCAUGGCGACUCCCAUCUCUUCUGCAGUCGAUCUGCUCCCUCAUUAUCCUCGGCUUCAUUUUCUUCAUGCCCGAGUCCCCACGUUGGCUGUGCAACAAAGACCGCCACGAGGAAGCCCUUGCCAUGUUCGCCCGCUGGCACGGCGAAGGCAACGCUGACGACGAGUUUGUUCAACUGGAAUACGCCGAAGUGCGCGCUGCCAUUGCUCUUGACAGGGAGCACAACCGAACCAGCUGGUCCGACUUCCUGAAGACCAAAGGCAACCGCAAGAGGAUCAUUAUCAUCACUGCUAUUGGUUUCUUCAGUCAAUGGAGUGGUAACGGUCUGAUCUCGUAUUACCUCAAGUAUGUCAUGGACAACGUUGGUCUCACAGAUCCCCAGACACAACUUGGGAUCAAUGGCGGCAUGAAGACCUUGGCGCUGUGCGAGAACUUCCUCUUUGCCUUCUUGGUUGACAAACUUGGUCGACGUCCGAUCUAUCUUAUCUCCACGAUCGGAACGUUCGUCAUGUUCAACAUCUUCACAAUCAUCUCUGCCCGAUACGACAUCGAGCCUCGGGCCCCUCUCGGCAAAGGCUUCAUCGUCAGUAUUUUCUUCUACGGUAUCUUCUACGAUAUCAAGUCCGGUAUCAUGGCAGGAUACACUACUGAGAUCCUGCCAUAUGGUCUUCGCGCCAAGGGAUUCACAUGGCUCAACUUCUGCGUUACAGCAGCUCUCUUCUUCAACCAGUUCGUCAACGGCAUUGCGCUCGACGCACUCGCGUGGAAGUACUACAUCUGCUACUGCGUCUUCCUCGCUUUUGAGAUCGGAGUCAUCUACUUCUGCAUUGUAGAAACCAGGUACACGCCCAUGGAGGAAAUCGCCAAGUUCUUCGAUGGCGACGAUGCUGUUGAUGUCGGCGAGGCUGCGUUGAUGGACGUCAAGGAGCAGGGUAUUGCGCGUGGAGAGAAGGACGGGUCUGUGUCGCACAUCGAGGAGAUUACAAAGUAA